AUGGAGAGGCAGAGUGCUCCCUUGGGAGAUCUCCAGGUGAUUCACAACAAUGGGGAUUGUGGUGCUGAAUUCAGAGGCUCCUUCACAAACCUGAGGGCUGGGCUGGCAAACUCCACAGAGAGCAGCCACAGCGGCUUUGCAGCUGUUUGCGAUAAAAAGAUGGCCUAUCAUAAAGUGAAUGCAGACCAGAGAGCACAGGGGCACUCUCCAUACCUUGACAACGAUGAGCUCCAAGCCACAGCGUUGGACCUGGAGUGGGACAUGGAAAAAGAGCUGGAGGAGCCUGGCUUUGACCAUUUCCGACUGGACAGCGCAGCCCAGCACCACGUGGGGAACUCGCAGAGCCCUGACCUUGACCUGGAGCCCAUCCAGCCUUCCUCUUCCCCAAAGGGAAGAUUCCAGAGGCUGCAGGAAGACCCUGACUACAUCUCCCACUACACGAGACAGGCACCAAAGAGCAACCGCUGCAGCUUUCUUCGGAUACUGAAAGUAUUUUGCACUGCUUUGAUUUUAUUUAUUUUUGGAAUUGUGAUAGGAUAUUAUGCACGCCAGAAAUGCCCUUCUCCCCCAACAUCUCAAGAACCAAAUAAUCCUCCGAUCUACCAUGAAAUUCUCAAGGAAAUCAAAGCUGAAAAUAUUCAGCGGAUUUACAGAGAUUUGUUAGAGUUCCCCAGAGAAGAUGAUGCAGACCUUGCAAUGAAAAUCCUGGGGCAGUGGCGUUCCCAAGGCCUGGAAGAUGUCCGGCUGGUGAAUUACUCUGUUCUGCUUGACCUGCCAGGCCCUUCUUCAAACACAGUAACUCUGCAAAACAGCGGGGAAUGCUUUUAUCCGAGUGGACAACGGUGCAGCACAGACCCCAGAACACUUCACAGCCAAGACCUCCUGUACUCUUACGCAGCUUAUUCUGCCAAAGGAACUCUUGAGGCAGAGCUUGUUGAUGUCCAGUAUGGGACCAUGGAAGACUUGAUCCGGAUUCAAGCCAUCACAAACGUGACCAAAAAAAUUGCACUUUUGAAGCUUGGACAAUCACCUUUGCUUUAUAAGCUUUCUCUGCUGGAAGAUGCAGGGUUUGGUGGUGUUCUUGUUUACACUGAUCCUUGUGACUUGCCAAAGACUGCAGACCUUGCUGAUAAAGCUUUCAUGGUCUCCUUGAACAGCGGGGGAGAUCCAUCCACGCCUGGUUAUGCCAGUAUUGAUGGAAGCUACAGGCAAAAUCGACUGAACCUCACAACACUGUUGGUACAACCAAUUUCUGCAGUGUUUGCCAGAAAACUUCUUUCCCUACCUGAGGACACUUCCCAAAAAGACAGGUGUGCACCCCUCCAACUGCCAGCUGCAGUCAAAAAAACUAUCAGUCUGAACAUUCAGUCUGUCACAACUUACAAGACAAUUUCUAAUGUCAUUGGAUAUCUAAAAGGAGCUGUAUUUCCUGACAGAUACGUCAUCAUUGGUAGCCAUCACAGCAGUUUGCAGGGUUUUGGUGGGCAAGGCUGGGCCAGCAGCACUGCUGUGAUCACAGCCCUGCUCCAAGCCCUGAUGCCAGAGGUGAGGAGGGGCUGGAGGCCUGACAGGACCCUGCUCUUCUGCUCCUGGGGAGGAACAGCCCUGGGGAACAUCGGCUCCUACGAGUGGGCUGAGGAUCUGAGGAGUGUUCUUCAAAGAAAUGUUGUGGCCUACAUCAGCCUCCAUAAUCCAGUCACAGGCAACUCAACUUUACGGCCUGUGGCCUCUCCUUCUCUUCAGCAGCUGGCAGCAGAGAUCCAGAGCUUGAACUGUGUGGAAAAGGCUAGAUGUCCAGAAUCCAAUGUGAGUUCUGUGCAGAUACAGGGAGAUUCAGAUUAUUUCAUCAACCACCUCGGAGUACCUGCCACGCAGUUUUCCUAUGAGGACAUCAAAGCAUCAGAGAAUUCCAGCUUUCUCUCUGAAGCUCUUUUUCCUGUACAUGCAACAAAAACUGAAGAGCUGGAUCCCUCCUUCAGCCUGCAUGAGACCAUUGCAAAGCUAACAGGACAAGUGACUUUGCAAAUUGCCACUGAUCCAGUUUUGCCGUUUAAUGCCCUCGACAUCGCGUUAGAAGUUCAGAACAGUCUGAAAGGUGAUGAAGCAGGCAUCCCUCAGCUGCUGGCAGUGGCAUCACGUCUGAGGGACACGGCGGAGCUGUUCCAGUCGGACGAGAUGCGCCCGGCCAACGACCCCGAGGAGAGAGCUCCUGUCAGAGUCAGGAUGCUCAAUGAUGUGCUACAAGGCUUGGAGAAAAGCUUCCUGCUUCAGCAAGCUCCUCCAGGACUCUACAGAAAUAUUCUUUACAGACUGGAUGACAGGACCAGCCAGUUUUCAGUACUGCUGGAGGCACUGGAGCACUGCAAACUGCAUCAGUCAAAUGAGACCAUUCAAGCAGCCUUGUCAGAGGUGCUGAACAGCAUCAAUUCAGCUCAGGUUUACUUCAAAGCAGGACUUGAUGUGUUUGAGACUGCCUUAGCUGGAAAGAAAUGA
Messenger RNA from Onychostruthus taczanowskii (white-rumped snowfinch), 2493 nucleotides. It is a transcript of the gene NAALADL2, whose product is annotated as N-acetylated alpha-linked acidic dipeptidase like 2. Lineage: Eukaryota; Metazoa; Chordata; Aves; Passeriformes; Passeridae. Bases 1 to 2493 code for a protein of 830 amino acids. The record is from RefSeq and is a predicted model, not a curated record. The transcript is spliced from 14 exons.